CAUUGCUGUUUCUUUUCAUUAUCCAUUCAUUCAUAUCAAUUUUUUCUGCUUCCAUCUCAUCUUCGUUACAUUUGAGCUUCCAUGGCAACUAUCUCUGCUACUUCGGUUAGGUUUGGGUCUUCACUUAAACUGUCCUCCAGGACUGGGCAGGUAACUGGAAGGUCCAUCACAAGUGUUGUCUCUGUUGGCUGGGCAAAGAAUGGCUUUCCUUCGUUGAGGAGCUCAUCUUUCCGUGUCUCUUGUGCGGCGAAACCCGAGACAGUACAAAAGGUUUGUGAGAUUGUGAGAAAGCAACUGGUGUUGUCUCCCGAGACUGAGCUCACCCCUGAGUCCAAGUUUUCUGCCCUUGGUGCCGAUUCUCUUGACACGGUAGAAAUAGUGAUGGGACUAGAGGAGGAGUUCGAUAUCAGUGUUGAAGAAGAUAACUCACAGAACAUUACAACUGUUCAAGAAGCCGCUGACUUGAUAGAAAGCAUUAUCCAGAAGAAGGGCGAAGCAUAGAGGAGAUACAGAGAGAGCGUGUAUUAGAAGUAGCGAGAGAAGACUGAGGUUUCGAACGGGUAAGAUGCAUUAUUAUGUGCAUGUGCUUGGUGUGUCGUUUUGAUAAUUUGUAAUGUUUUGACAAAUUGAAUUGCAUUCUUUUUCCAACCUUGCGGAUUUAAGUGUGAAAUGAAAUUAAUGAAGAUUGAAUUGGAUUAAGUUAAGAUGCAA
Molecule: messenger RNA, 711 nt
Organism: Papaver somniferum (opium poppy)
Lineage: Eukaryota; Viridiplantae; Streptophyta; Magnoliopsida; Ranunculales; Papaveraceae
Product: acyl carrier protein 4, chloroplastic-like
Exons: 4
Coding region: 82-501 (139 amino acids)
Biological process (GO): fatty acid biosynthetic process
Molecular function (GO): acyl carrier activity
Source: RefSeq, a predicted model, not a curated record